Messenger RNA from Trematosphaeria pertusa, 2205 nucleotides. RefSeq lists its product as uncharacterized. Bases 122 to 1714 code for a protein of 530 amino acids. The transcript has 4 exons. Lineage: Eukaryota; Fungi; Ascomycota; Dothideomycetes; Pleosporales; Trematosphaeriaceae. Gene Ontology annotation, biological process: intracellular iron ion homeostasis. The record is from RefSeq and is a predicted model, not a curated record.
UUCAUCCAGACACAGCGGCGUCACGCCAUCACAGUGACCAUCGACAGCUGUCCUCGUCAUCCGGGGCUCAGAACGUGGCUGCGAGCUUCCUAGCCCAUCCCGUCCAUAUCCUCUCGAAACCAUGACACCUCACGCUGACUCUCCAAUGGACACCUCAGACAGCCGCUCUCUCGCAGUCCAAGAGGCCUUCACAAGCUUCGCGACAAAUGGUUUCGACGAAACCCACAUUCCCGGCUUCGGGAACCGGUCGCACCUUCGAUAUACACCGGAAGAUGAACUGCACGACUUGGUCUGUGUGGGAUUCGGUCCGGCGUCGCUGGCCAUCGCGGUUGCGCUACAUGAUGCUUUGGACGGAACGGACCCGUCUUUGGAUAUGCCUAGUCUCCAGAACCGGCCACCGAGGGUCGCCUUCCUAGAGAAGCAACCCCAAUUUGCAUGGCAUGCAGGAAUGCUCCUCCCGGGAGCAAGGAUGCAAAUUACAUUUAUGAAGGACAUGGCAACUCUGCGGAACCCGCGUAGCGAAUUCACCUUCCUCAACUAUCUCUUCCAAAAAGACCGACUUGUAGAAUUUACCAACCUGAACACGUUUCUGCCGCAGAGGGUGGAAUAUGAAGAUUACAUGAAGUGGUGCGCGUGCUGGUUUGAAGAGGUGGUCCAGUACGACCAGGAAGUCGUGAAGGUCAUGCCAGAGAGGUCACCCAGCGGGGACGGCGAGAUCGCGUCAUUCACGGUUGUUUCGCAGAAUCUGCAGACUGGCAAGAUGGAGACUCGAAGGACGAAGCAUGUCGUGAUCGCGGCCGGAGGUAGACCGAACCUCCCUCCGCCAUUCCCUAGCAACCACCCAAAGGUCAUUCACUCCUCAAAGUUCUCGUACAUAUCGACCGAGAUACUCCCGGAUUUUCAGCGUCCAUACAAUGUCGCUGUAGUUGGAAAUGGGCAGAGCGCAGCAGAGAUUUUCGACUUCUUGCACGCUCAUUAUCCGAAUGCGCGGACCUGGUUGCUGAUCAAAGGAGGCGCUCUUCGACCCAGCGACGACUCGCCUUUCGUCAAUGAAAUCUUCAACCCGGGCAGGGUGGAGAGCACCUUUAACCGCGACCCCGAGCUCCGCAGCUGCACCAUCAAAGAAGAUCGCAAUACGAACUACGGUGUCGUGCGUCUGAAUCUGAUCGAGCACAUAUAUGAGACUCUUUACCUUCAAAGGAUCCGAUAUGGAAACUCUCCGGAAGCAGAAGAGCAAUGGCCACACCGAGUCAUGCCGCAUCGCUGCGUUACCGAGGUUCAGGACUCGCCCGUCGUCAAAGGCGGCAUCCGUCUGUUCGUAAGGGACCAAAGUCCGCUGUAUCUGUCCGAUGCACCGAAUGCCCAAGAAGGAUCAGAGAUCUUGGACGUUGACGCUGUAUUCGUAGCCACGGGUUACCAUCGCGACCUCCACGAGACGCUGCUGAAGGAUGCUCGACACCUGAUGCCGGGAGGCGACUUGAAAGACGCAAAAUGGCAGGUACAGCGCGAUUACAGCGUGCACUUUGCGGACAAGCACGUUAGCGAGGACGCCGGAGUAUGGCUGCAGGGAUGCUGCGAGAGCACGCAUGGCUUGAGCGAUACUCUGCUUUCCAUUUUGGCUACCCGCGCAGGCCAGAUGGUGAAAUCUAUCUUUGGGAAGAGUGGGGAUUGGGAUGGGAUUGAUGCGCUGGGUUACGAGGAGCUGCGUAACUAGGCGUGGAUGUCGUUGCGGUGCUACGUCAGCUGCAAGGUCCGUUGGACGUGGCGGUGCGGGAGCGCGUAGGUUGUCUAGUUUCUCAUUGUCUUGUCUCAAGCCGUAUCUUCUCACUUUCGACUGUUUUUGGAAGACGGUGUUUCGAAGGUGGUGUGUUGGGUCACGCUAGUUAACGGUCCCGGAGAGAGGCUGGACGAGACGGAACAGUGAUGAAGAAGCUGUCCCCCUGAAACGUUUCUACGCCUUGUUCGAUGAAUCACCGACGAUUCCUCUCUCGAGCCUCAUGCCCGAAGUGCCUGUUUUGAGCAGAGCCGAAACCCCAGGCUGCGGAGGGAUGCUGAAAGCGACAGCCUGAGCUGACGGCAACCGUCGAUGCCGCCGCCACACAGAGGCCUAAAACUCAGUAUAAUGCCUUGCGCACGUAUAGAUGCUAGCCGUGGUCUAUAGCGGUAGUGUUUAUAAUUCAAUGCUGUCAAGUACUCUCUGGGGUG